Molecule: messenger RNA, 240 nt
Organism: Caenorhabditis remanei
Lineage: Eukaryota; Metazoa; Nematoda; Chromadorea; Rhabditida; Rhabditidae
Exons: 1
Coding region: 1-240 (79 amino acids)
Source: RefSeq, a predicted model, not a curated record
AUGAACUACACAAAGUGUGGCGAGGCGAACAAGGAGCAUCUGAAGGCGAUGCUGAAACUGGCGAAGAACUAUAAGAAGGCAUUGGAAGACGAGAAGAACAUGACGGAUCAGGAGCUCGCGAUCAAGAACGUCGGAAAAAUGGAUCCAAAACGGCAUAUCGCUGAUGAAGUGAGCAAGAUGCUCAACGAUAAUAUUGUGCAAAGUCUCGCUGGAAUGAUGGCCACCACUUCCUUCCAAUAA